CUAAACAAUACGAAUCAACCUUACCAUAACCCACAGCCUCCGCAAUUUACAGAUUCCGAGCAGAGAUUAAACAAAAGAGAAGAAGAAGAUGAAGAGGUGGUUUGAUCCGUGGCCCGUCUUUUUCAAGCGCGAGUUUAACCGUAACUGGCCGUUUUUAGUUGGGUUCGCCGUCACCGGAACCAUCAUCACCAAGUUAUCUCUUGGCCUUUCUGAGGAGGAGGCUAAGAAUUCACCCUUUGUCCAGAGGCACAAGAGGUAGUCGAAGCACAGAAUAGUUUCAGCAUUGCACAUGUUGCUGGAAGAAAAAUGGACUUGCUUCUUUUUUGUGGUUUAUAAUAACAGGGGAGAUGUCUAGAUACUCCAAAUGUGAAUUUUUAAUCAGUUGGCGUCUAUUUCCAUUGCGUGCUUGAACUGAUUAGCUUUCCGUAAAAAAAUCAUAAAGAUCUUUAUUUUGGUUACUUCAAAUGUUAUUGAAUCAUUUUUGUGUUUAGAAUCAACCUUUGAUGUUCUAUUGAAAUUCAGAUUAAUAAUAUCUGACUCCGUAACUUUGAGCUUAA
Molecule: messenger RNA, 557 nt
Organism: Mercurialis annua (annual mercury)
Lineage: Eukaryota; Viridiplantae; Streptophyta; Magnoliopsida; Malpighiales; Euphorbiaceae
Product: ATP synthase small subunit 6, mitochondrial
Exons: 3
Coding region: 89-259 (56 amino acids)
Source: RefSeq, a predicted model, not a curated record